GAGCCGUGGGCGGCGUGGCGCUGCUAGCAGGGCGCAGGGCCGGAGGUGCUGGGGAUCGGCGCGGCUUAGCCCUCGGAGCUGCGGUGUAACGCUCGGGAAAGCUCAGCUUCACGGGCAGAAGCAUCGGGCGGAGGCGGCCACCACCGGCUAGUGCUGGGCCUCGGGCCGAGUGGGGCCGAGAGCUGCGGGAGUAAGCGGCGGCGCGGGUCCGGAGCGCUGCGCGCCAUGGCGGGCGGGCCCCCCAAGGCCCUGCCGUCCACGGGGCCCCAGUCCUUGCGCGACAUGCCGCACCCGCUAGCCGGCUCCAGCAGCGAGGAGGCCGUGGGAGGCGACAGCACGCCCAGCCCGGACCUACUGAUGGCCCGCAGCUUCGGUGACAAGGACCUCAUCUUGCCCAAUGGUGGUACUCCAGCAGGCACUUCCAGCCCAGCUUCUUCAUCUUCCCUUCUGAACAGACUUCAGCUCGAUGAUGACAUUGAUGGUGAGACCAGAGAUCUCUUUGUCACAGUUGACGAUCCCAAGAAGCACGUCUGCACAAUGGAGACCUACAUCACAUACAGGAUCACCACCAAAAGCACACGGGUGGAGUUUGACUUGCCAGAAUAUUCUGUUCGUCGACGGUACCAGGAUUUCGACUGGCUGAGGAACAAACUGGAAGAAUCGCAGCCCACUCAUCUCAUUCCCCCACUUCCUGAGAAGUUUGUGGUGAAGGGCGUCGUGGAUCGCUUCUCAGAAGAGUUUGUGGAGACCAGAAGAAAAGCGCUGGACAAAUUCCUAAAAAGGAUUACAGAUCACCCUGUGCUCUCUUUCAAUGAACACUUCAAUGUGUUCCUCACUGCUAAGGACCUGAAUGCCUACAAGAAGCAGGGGAUGGCAUUGCUGAGCAGAGUGGGUGAGUCAGUCAAGCACGUCACCGGAGGCUAUAAGCUGAGGAGUCGGCCUCUGGAGUUUGCUGCCAUCAGUGACUACUUAGACACUUUUGCACUCAAACUGGGGACCAUUGAUCGGAUAGCCCAGCGGAUCAUCAAAGAAGAAAUAGAGUACCUCGCAGAGCUGAGGGAGUGUGGACCUGUGUAUUCCACGUGGAGCGCCUUGGAAGGUGAGCUGGCGGAGCCCCUGGAGGGCGUGUCAGCCUGCAUUGGGAACUGCUCCACAGCCUUGGAAGAGCUGACAGAUGACAUAACAGAAGAGUUUCUGCCUGUGCUCAGGGAAUACAUUCUGUACUCUGACUCCAUGAAGAGUGUACUGAAGAAGAGGGACCAAGUUCAAGCAGAGUACGAAGCCAAACUGGAAGCUGUGGCUCUGAGGAAGGAAGAGCGCCCCAAGGUGCCAGCAGAUGUGGAGAAGUGCCAGGACAGGGUGGAGUGUUUCAACGCCGACCUGAAGGCUGAUAUGGAGAGGUGGCAGAGCAACAAGCGGCACGACUUCCGGCAGCUGCUCGUGGGUUUGGCUGACAAGAAUAUCCAGUAUUAUGAGAAGUGCCUCAUGGCGUGGGAGUCCAUUAUUCCACUACUGCAAGAGAAACAAGAGGCCAAGUAGCUUUGGUUCCGGAACAGAGACUCUUCUGCCUCCACAGGGCAUGGUACCCUGAACCAGAAUGUCCCUGCAGUGCCGGAGAGGUCGCCGUGGGAAAGCAGCACAACAGCACCUCUUGUGUUUGUACUUUCUACCCCCGCCCACAGUUGUUUUCAGUUAGUAUUUAUUCCUUGGAAUCUAUGAGGCUAUAAUCAUCUCUCAACAGAAGCAUACCUCCGAAUCGUGAAGGAACCUCUUAAAUGGAACACUAAAAGACUUGAAACUGAGGGGCAGGAUAACCCCCAUAUGACACGUGACAACACUUUGGGGACAGCUCAGUUGCCAUUGUGGGACAGAACCCCAGUCCUGUGUUUCAGGGACAUGGGGAGAUAUGAAGAAAGCAGCUGCGGCUUGCUGUGGAGACCCUGUGGCUCUGCACUUUACCCGUGAGGGCAUUAACCUGACCCAGCAUGGAAGGAGGUGUGGGUACCUUCUCAGAAUGUCCUUAAUUUACAGUGGCCUGUGGCUGUGGCUGUGGCUGUAGCUGUGGCCUGCUGCCUGCUUGUGACGAGUGGCCUCUGUUGACUUGUUUCUGGUUCACAUGGAGCCACCUGAAUCCGUGUCUGUGAGGAUCGACGCUUGAGUGAGCAAGCCAGCGUCCUUGUCCUUACGGGAUGCCUCAGGAUCUUGUUUCUGACACCAGAAUGCAGCAGACCAGAAGCUUUUUGGUGUGAACU
Mus pahari (shrew mouse) is the source of this 2252-nucleotide messenger RNA. It is a transcript of the gene Snx30, whose product is annotated as sorting nexin family member 30. The transcript has 9 exons. Bases 226 to 1539 code for a protein of 437 amino acids. Gene Ontology annotation, molecular function: protein binding; phosphatidylinositol binding. Lineage: Eukaryota; Metazoa; Chordata; Mammalia; Rodentia; Muridae. Gene Ontology annotation, cellular component: cytoplasm. The record is from RefSeq and is a predicted model, not a curated record.